GGAGCGGAGCGGAGCGGAGCGGAGCGGCGAGGCGAGGCGAGGCGAGGCGAGGCGCGCACAGACUGCCCCGGCCGAGCGGCUCGCGGCGGCGCCCGUCGGGAGCGGCGCCGAGGGGAGGAUCGCAUCGCAUCGCGCAGUAAUUGGAUUUUCAAAGUUCUUUAAGCCCCCGAGUGCAAGACACGGCUCAGCCGGGCGCGGUGCUAAUCCGGUUAGCCGCAACCCAAAUCCCCGCCGUCGGGGCUCGGCAGCCGGGCGGGGAGCAGCCAGCGCCGCGCCGCCGCCGCCGCGUAACCCUGCGCGGAGCCGGCGAGAGACGUCGCCGCCGUUUGUGCCCGCGCGGAGCCUACUCCGGCGAGAGCGGCUCGGGAAACUUUCGCCGGGGAAGCGCCGCCGCCGCGCCGCCGGAGCCGAGGCAGCAGCCGCCGAGCCGCGCUCCGCCGCCGCCCUCCGGGCGCUGCCGAUGCCCCUGGGGCGCCGCGCCGCCCGGCUCUGAAGGCCUCCCCGGGCCCCCGGCGAUGCGGGCCGGAGGAGGAGCAGCUGCCGCCGGCGGCUGCCCCGUCCUGGGCCCGGCCGCCCUGCUGCUGGCCGCCCUGCUGGGGGCCCCCCCGGCGGGCGCGGCGGCCCACCAGUACCACGGCGAGAAGGGCAUCUCCGUGCCGGACCACGGCUUCUGCCAGCCCAUCUCCAUCCCGCUCUGCACGGAUAUCGCCUACAACCAGACCAUCCUGCCCAACCUGCUGGGCCACACCAACCAGGAGGACGCGGGGCUGGAGGUGCACCAGUUCUACCCGCUGGUCAAGGUGCAGUGCUCGGCCGAGCUCAAGUUCUUCCUCUGCUCCAUGUACGCGCCCGUGUGCACCGUGCUGGAGCAGGCCAUCCCGCCCUGCCGCUCCCUCUGCGAGCGGGCCCGCCAGGGCUGCGAGGCCCUCAUGAACAAGUUCGGCUUCCAGUGGCCGGAGCGGCUCCGCUGUGAGAACUUUCCCGUCCACGGCGCGGGUGAGAUCUGCGUGGGGCAGAACACAUCGGACGCCCCACCGGGGCCUGGAGGGGCUGCGGGCCGGGGGGCCACCGCCCACCCCACGGCUGGCUACCUCCCCGACUUCCUCACCCCGCCGCAGCCUGCCUCCGGCUUCUCCUUCUCCUGCCCCCGGCAGCUCAAGGUGCCCCCUUACUUGGGUUACCGGUUCCUGGGGGAACGGGACUGCGGAGCCCCCUGUGAGCCGUCACGGCCCAAUGGGCUCAUGUACUUCAAGGAGGCAGAGGUGCGAUUCGCCCGGCUGUGGGUGGGUGUCUGGUCCGUGCUCUGCUGCGCCUCCACCCUCUUCACUGUGCUCACCUACCUGGUGGACAUGCGCCGCUUCAGCUACCCCGAGCGGCCCAUCAUCUUCCUUUCGGGCUGCUACUUCAUGGUGGCGGUGGCCUACGCAGCAGGAUUCUUGCUGGAGGAGCGGGUGGUGUGCCUGGAGCGCUUCUCCGAGGACGGCUACCGCACCGUGGCCCAAGGCACCAAGAAAGAAGGCUGCACUAUUCUCUUCAUGAUCCUCUACUUCUUCGGCAUGGCUAGCUCCAUCUGGUGGGUCAUCCUGUCCCUCACCUGGUUCCUGGCUGCUGGCAUGAAGUGGGGCCAUGAGGCCAUCGAGGCCAACUCCCAGUACUUCCACCUGGCUGCCUGGGCUGUGCCCGCUGUCAAAACCAUCACCAUAUUGGCCAUGGGGCAGGUGGACGGGGAUGUGCUCAGUGGGGUGUGUUAUGUAGGUAUCUACAGUGUGGACUCGCUGCGAGGCUUCGUGCUGGCACCCUUGUUUGUGUACCUGUUCAUUGGCACUUCCUUCUUGCUUGCUGGCUUCGUGUCCCUGUUUCGCAUCCGCACCAUCAUGAAGCACGAUGGCACCAAGACGGAGAAACUGGAGAAGCUUAUGGUGCGCAUCGGGGUCUUCAGCGUCCUCUACACAGUACCUGCCACCAUUGUCCUGGCAUGUUAUUUCUAUGAGCAGGCGUUCCGUGGCACAUGGGAGAAGACGUGGCUCCUCCAGACCUGCAAAACCUAUGCUGUGCCAUGCCCCAGCCACUUUGCCCCCAUGAGCCCAGACUUCACAGUCUUCAUGAUCAAGUACCUCAUGACCAUGAUUGUUGGUAUCACAACUGGCUUUUGGAUCUGGUCUGGCAAAACCCUUCAGUCCUGGCGACGCUUCUACCAUAGACUGAGCACCGGCAGCAAAGGCGAGACAGCAGUAUGAGACCCUCCCACCCUCCCUGGCGCGCACACAUGCACACGCACACACGGAGGAGAGGGAUACUCAGCAGAAGGGAGGCAACAGCUCAGCUCCCUGAACACAGAGGAAGGGAGGCUUUUCAAAACUUUCCUUCUCCCAGAGGGUUUAAAAAAAAUCUUUGCAUAAGGGACCAGAUAUACCGUGUCCAAUGGUGCUCGUGCCCAACUAAGUGGAAGAGCACAGAAAGAGAGGCUGCUGCUGGGGUGGGAGAGUCCUUCACCUGCCAGAAGUCCCCUUUACCUCUCUCUCCCCCAAGGUCCUGUGCAGGAAAGCAAAACCAGCCCAACUAAAACCAUCCUGCCUCACUCCGGAUGAGCAGGAGGGGAAGCCUGAUGUGUCGAGCUGCCCCUGUCGAGAAGUAGCCAAACUCUGAAUUGCUUGGGGUCAAACUGCGGCCCGCAGGGCAGCUCCCAAGCCUUAGGUUACUGUCUCCACGUUUGAAGGAGUAACAAUCACUGAGAUUGCUGCAGGUAAAGUCAACAUACAGCUGGCUUCUGGGGACAGGAAGAAUACUUUUGGCUCAUGAUGGACCAAUUUGCUUGCUCCUCAGAUUCCCUGAACUGCAUUACAAUGACUCAUGGUGCAGGAGGGGCUGGGGGGGGACUGGGAUUUGGUUUUAAAAGAAAGGAGUUUUUGCAAGGGAGAAGCCUUUUCAUUUUAGCUAAAAUACAGCUGUUUAAGUUUCCAGUGGUCACGUCUUGGAAGGAAGGACACUGAGAAAUUAAUCAUUAAAUCCAUCGGUUUUGUUUUGAAAUGUGACAGAUUUUUCUAUUAAAUUUUUAUGUUGACUUUUUUUUUUAUUACAUACUACUCUACCUUUAUAUUCACUGAAGGGUUGUUUUUAUAAAUAUAUAUAUGUGUGUGUGUGUAUUCUUGCCUAAGGACAAAAUAGGAAACUCUGGAUUUUCAGCAAGUCUCCACCGUAUGGCUGCUCUUUUUUUUUUUUUUUUUUUUUUUUUGUGGGGGCGGGGUGGGGAGGGGGGAAUUGUCUGGAACUAAAAAAGAGGGGAAAAAAAAUGUUCUGUUCAGGGUGAGGGUGCAGACUGCUGGCUGAAGGCAUACCAGUAGUCUGGGUGUGAGCAAUGGGCCCAACAGCCAAAUCCUUCAGUAUAUCAGAUCUCAGACUUGCAGGGCUUGAGAUUUUGUCUUUUAUAAUGUGCAUGUGGAGAAAAAAGAAAAAAAAAAAAACACCUGUAAGACAAGUGCAGUAUGUAUAUUUUGUAAAUCUCAUUUUUUUUUUGUAAGAAAAUAUGUAUUUAUGUUUUUACUUGAUUUUUUUUGAAGGUCUGUAUGAGGCCCUGCUUCAUCCCAUGUACAGAUCACUAAAUAAAUGAUUUUUAAUA
Messenger RNA from Cygnus olor (mute swan), 3616 nucleotides. RefSeq names its product frizzled class receptor 7 (gene FZD7). Gene Ontology annotation, cellular component: plasma membrane. The record is from RefSeq and is a predicted model, not a curated record. Lineage: Eukaryota; Metazoa; Chordata; Aves; Anseriformes; Anatidae. Gene Ontology annotation, biological process: non-canonical Wnt signaling pathway; canonical Wnt signaling pathway. The transcript has 2 exons. Gene Ontology annotation, molecular function: Wnt-protein binding; Wnt receptor activity. The coding region runs from base 516 to 2237 and encodes 573 amino acids.